CUAACAAUAGCUACCAGGCUACUGGAGGGAGUAGCUGCUGUAUGGUGGGAGGGCGUGGAAGGAAAGUUCCACGGUGAGACCACCUGGGAGAAAUUUGAAGUAGAAUUCUACAAUCAGUACUACUCAGAGUUCGAAAAGAACCAGAAGAGGAAGGAGUACAUGACCCUGGUACAGGAGGAGGAUUGCUCGGUUAGGCAACUGGAACAAAGGUUCCGGGACUUGGCACGGUACAUACCCGAGUACGCCAUGGAUGAGAACCGUAUGGCUAAUCACUUCUGGGAUACCCUACACUUGGAUAUCCGUGAUCGGGCUACCUACAAUCAUCACAUGACCUUUAGUGAGAUUGUGGAUCAGGGGCUACUUGGGGAAGCCAAGUGGAAUGAAAGGAAGAAGAGAGACGCCGAAGAGGCGAAGAAGAGGAGAUGGGGGAAUUCUGGACCCCAAGACCAUUCUCGAAAACAUCACGCCGGGAAUGGAAGAUCAUUCAGGGCGCCGGAACCACCGGCAAAAAAGAGUAAGGGCCUAGGAGGGCAAGGGCACAGCUCGGGGAGCGUGAGGCCACCAAGGUGUCCAAACUGUAACAGGAAUCACUCCGGGAAGUGCAAUGAACCACCCCGGUGCUACAAGUGUGGUAGCACAAGCCACCUCAAACUCUCUUGCCCAAUGUUGAGUGGAGGUGGGCCAUCGGGAGCUGUUGAGGCACCUACGUCUGGUAGGGGUCGUGCGGGACCAUCUCAGGGCGGCACGGGAAGGGGCGGACCCACGGCUAGUAACGCCGCGUCCGUUAACCAAGGGAGGACCCAGGCACGGGUGUACGCAAUGACCGAGGCGGACGCUCGGGCCAACCCGGACUCCGUUGCAGGUUAAGGCUUGAGACCUAUUCCUGCACCUUUGCCUAGGAUGAUCAUCAAAUAAGGAAGACGUGGUCCGUGCUUCCAUUCUUAUUUGAAAUUAUGAAAUUGCUCAUGGAUAUUUGAACGAUGUUUCUAUUAAACUAUUGAAGGGCCUGCGUGCUCAUGUUUGCCACGUGUGGCUAAAUGUCAAACAUAUUUUAUUUCCGCAUUUGAUUGACUAAUGUAUAUUGAUGUUGAUUGUAUGGGUUUACUAAUCGGUUUGGCAAUAGAAUCUAUCGGACGCCUUGUAUAAUUUAAUAAGAAUGAACUACGUUGUUCUUAUUGGGUUGUACGGCGGUUGUCUACGUGGCACGGAUGCGGUCCGGGGCGUGACACUACAAGCCCCAACACCCCUAUGAUGGGUGGCCAUCGGGAUGCUCCAGACCUUGCAAGACGAAGAAGAUGACAGAUCUUUGUUGUUCCAGAAAAGAAACAAGAAGAUGAUAGAUCUACACUUGAUCUGCGACGGAGGAGGUGCAGUUACUCGGAGACAACGGAGUUGCAAUUGCUCGGCGAUGGAGACGGAAGCCUAAUAUGUGCGACAGAGAAGACAACCUAAAAUGGGCGACGUAGAAGACAGCUUGAAACGGGCGACGAAGACGAUUUCCUUUGGCACGAACGUUUCCUUUGGUGUGAAGCAAAGGUCUCCUGUGGAGGCGAUGCCGCGAUGGAGCAAUUCGGUCUCUUUUUUGUCCUUUCCAUAUGUGGUCCCAUUUUUGUCCCGUCAAAAGUCCCAAGUCUUAUUUUUGACAUUAUUUCAUUAUUUAAACAAUAAUCAAAUAAUAUAAUUCAACCAUAUUUUGAGAAAUAGUGUUGAUGGGUAUAUAAUAUAAUGAGAUC
This is a messenger RNA of Cuscuta epithymum, 1733 nucleotides long. The record is from the annotation of a GenBank genome assembly. NCBI's taxonomy places the organism in Eukaryota, Viridiplantae, Streptophyta, Magnoliopsida, Solanales, Convolvulaceae.